Exophiala spinifera is the source of this 2280-nucleotide messenger RNA. Its product is annotated as aconitate hydratase, mitochondrial. The transcript has 9 exons. Gene Ontology annotation, cellular component: mitochondrion; cytosol. The coding region runs from base 1 to 2280 and encodes 759 amino acids. The record is from RefSeq and is a predicted model, not a curated record. Gene Ontology annotation, biological process: tricarboxylic acid cycle. Gene Ontology annotation, molecular function: 4 iron, 4 sulfur cluster binding; aconitate hydratase activity. NCBI's taxonomy places the organism in Eukaryota, Fungi, Ascomycota, Eurotiomycetes, Chaetothyriales, Herpotrichiellaceae.
AUGUCGGAACUCCCUUGCGUUGAGAUGACAAACUGGGAAAAGGGACAUUACAUCAACUACAAGAAAAUGUCGGAAAACCUCUCAGUUGUCCGCAGCAGACUCAACCGACCUCUUACAUACGCCGAAAAGAUUCUGUAUUCUCACCUUGAUGAUCCCCACAACCAGGACAUCGAGCGCGGUGUUUCGUAUCUCAAGCUGAGGCCAGACCGGGUGGCAUGUCAAGAUGCAACUGCGCAAAUGGCUAUCCUUCAGUUCAUGUCGGCAGGCAUGCCUUCAGUCGCUACGCCAAGUACCGUUCACUGUGAUCACUUGAUCGAGGCCCAGGUUGGUGGAGACAAGGAUCUUGACCGAGCGAAGAGUAUCAACAAAGAAGUGUAUGAUUUCUUGUCAACCGCCUGUGCCAAGUACAACAUCGGUUUCUGGAGACCAGGCUCUGGCAUCAUUCAUCAGAUCAUCCUCGAAAACUACGCCUUCCCUGGUGGUUUGAUGAUCGGUACCGACUCCCACACUCCCAAUGCUGGCGGUCUGGGUAUGGCUGCCAUCGGUGUCGGUGGCGCUGAUGCUGUCGAUGUUAUGGCGAAUCUUCCAUGGGAACUUAAAGCUCCGAAAGUCAUUGGUAUUAAAUUAUUGGGCGAGCUGUCUGGAUGGACUUCGCCAAAGGAUAUCAUUCUCAAGGUUGCCGGAAUUCUUACAGUCAAGGGUGGAACUGGAGUACUUCUAACAUUCUAUCACUCUACAGGUCCUGGUGUUGACAGCCUCAGUUGCACUGGCAUGGGCACGAUUUGCAACAUGGGAGCUGAGAUUGGCGCUACCACUUCCCUUUUCCCCUUCAACGACCGGAUGUACGACUACUUGGCUGCUACUAGGCGCCAGCACAUUGGAGACUUUUCUCGAAGCUACGCUGCUGAGCUUCGCGAGGACGAAGGUGCCGAAUACGACCAGUUGAUUGAAAUCAACCUCUCGGAAUUGGAGCCUCACAUCAACGGGCCGUUCACCCCUGAUCUGGCUACCCCAAUCUCCAAGUUCAAGGAGGCCGUUAAGGAGAACAACUGGCCCCAAGAACUCAAGGUCGGCUUGAUUGGUUCCUGCACCAACUCCUCAUACGAGGACAUGGCAAGAGCCGCAAGCAUUGCUCAAGAUGCCAUGGACCAUGGCGUCAAGGCCAAGGCGUUGUUCUGUGUUACCCCUGGAUCCGAGCAAAUCCGUGCCACUAUCGAGCGUGACGGUCAGCUCAAGACAUUCGAAGACUUUGGAGGUGUGGUCUUGGCCAAUGCUUGCGGUCCUUGCAUCGGUCAAUGGGACCGAAAGGACGUCAAGAAGGGCGAACCAAACUCCAUCAUUUCAUCCUACAACCGAAACUUCACUGGUCGUAAUGACGCAAACCCUGCCACCCACUCAUUUGUGACGUCUCCAGAUCUCACCGUGGCCAUGACCAUUGCUGGAGAUCUUGGCUUCAACCCUCUCACCGAUACCUUGAAGGACAAGGAUGGCAAUGAGUUCAAGCUCAAGCCACCCUCCGGUGAUGCUCUUCCACGAAACGGAUACGACCUCGGCCGUGACACCUACCAAGCACCACCUGAGGAGCGUUCCCAGGUUGAGGUCAAGGUUUCCCCUACUUCCGACCGUCUGCAGGUUUUGCAACCUUUCGAGCCUUGGGAUGGAAAGGACUUCAAGGAUCUCCCUAUUUUGAUCAAGACAAAGGGCAAGACCACCACCGACCAUAUCUCCAUGGCCGGUCCUUGGUUGAAGUACCGUGGUCAUCUUGACAACAUCUCUAACAACAUGUUGAUCGGUGCCAUCAAUGCUGCGAACGGUGAAGCGAACAAGGUCAAGAACUUCAAGACUGGAGAAUGGGAUGCUGUGCCAGCCACCGCUCGUCAAUACAAGAAAGAUGGUAUCAAGUGGGUUGUCGUUGGUGACUGGAACUACGGCGAAGGUUCAUCUCGAGAACAUGCUGCUCUUGAACCGAGACAUCUUGGUGGUAUCGCUAUCAUCACCCGAAGCUUUGCCCGUAUCCAUGAGACCAACUUGAAGAAGCAAGGCAUGUUGCCUUUGACCUUCUCCCAUCCCGAGGAUUAUGACAAGAUCAACCCGGAUGACAAGGUCGAUCUGCUCGUCACUGGACUUGCUGUCGGCAAGCCUUUGAUCAUGAAAGUCCAUACCAAGGAUGGCAAGACAUGGGACUGCGAACUCUCUCAUACCUUCAACGAGGGCCAAAUUGAAUGGUUCAAGAACGGCAGUGCUCUGAACACCAUGGCCAAGAAGCACGGCGCGAAAUAG